This is a messenger RNA of Physella acuta, 1859 nucleotides long. Its product is annotated as acyloxyacyl hydrolase. Gene Ontology annotation, biological process: negative regulation of inflammatory response; lipopolysaccharide catabolic process. The record is from RefSeq and is a predicted model, not a curated record. Gene Ontology annotation, molecular function: calcium ion binding; acyloxyacyl hydrolase activity. NCBI's taxonomy places the organism in Eukaryota, Metazoa, Mollusca, Gastropoda, Physidae.
UUCAACUCGGAACUACUACCACAAUUUGGAGCAAUGAAAAGUAUUGCUGGCUGGGUCUUACCUGCACUGUUGCUGUUUGCCGCAAUACCAGACUCUAAACAGGGAGCUAACGGAGGAAACAAUUGCUUAGUGUGUACCUACAUAGUGGCUCUACUGGAGCAGUUGACUGAGAUAAGGCAGACAUCAGUUAUAGAGACGUUGGAUCAGUUCUGCUCUUACCUCCCCGUGGAUGUCCAGCCAAUGUGUCACACAGCAAUCAAGGCGCUGGGACCGGCGGUCAUAAAGCUAUUAAUUGCUAGGGAGGAUCCAAAUGUGAUCUGCCACGCCCUCAAGAUCUGCUACACGGAGCCAGGACAGCCCGUGUGUCGAGGGCCGGCGCCCCCUGGGUCGUCUGGUGUUAAGGAUCCUGACUUUAAAGCAAAAGUUCUGGCAGCAAGACUUUCUCUCUCCCCAGCAAUUGGCCAGUUGAGUCACCUGAACGUGUUGACCUUCUGCCAGAUCCCAGGUGUCAGAGAACUGUGUUACUGGAUACACAGGUUUUCUGACCAGCAUGAGCCGGUCAAGGACGAUGACCAAGACGGAUUUAGCACCAUGUUUGGAAUGAGAGGCACAGCCUGGAGAGGCAAGGACUGCUCAGACCAGGCACCGGACAUUCACCCUGGGGCCAUUCCACAGAACGGUGACAGGGAAGUUGACUCGAAUUGCAAUGGAAUUUUCGGAGUGAACAACCUGACCCAACAAAACUACGAAGACGAACUGUGUGGCUCAUCUCAGCCCAGGGGAGUUGUCGUUCUUGGGGAUUCUAUCAGCGCCCACUUCCACUUGCCCAGACAGUGGUUUGAUGCUACACUCAUUUCUAAGGAUUCAUUUAAAAACUUGCUGACGAUUUUGGAAAAUGAAUUUGAUUGGCCGUCCAUGUCCACAAUGACAGGUUAUGGGGAGAACCUCUGGCCCGAGGCAAUUACAGGUGCAGUAGAUUCUAUCUACAAGAGGCUAAGAGAAAGGAACCGUUGUAAUCACAGAGACUACCAGAACUUGGCAGCAAAUGGUGUCAGCUCAUGGAAAGUCAUGAAAGCUGCGAAAACGCUGUCUAGACAUGCAGGAAAGGACCAGCCUUUGCUUGUCUAUUUUGCCUUGGCUGGAAACGACGUCUGUACCAGCCGUUGGAAUUCUGUGGAUGAUAUGACGUCACCAGAAGAGAUGUACAACAACACAAUGGCGACACUAGAUCUCCUGGGGCAGACUCUCCCAAACAACAGUCACGUGAUACUGGUGAGCCUAUUGGACGGGGGCGUCAUCUACGACAUCAUGGCGACCAGAGUACAUCCGGCGACAACAUACUGGGGCACGUUCACAUACGGGGAUCUAUACCAGUAUUACGAAUGUUUACAGAUGACAUUGUGUGUCGGGUGGUUGAACGCCAACAAAACGAUACGGGAUAUGACGAGCAAGAGAGCCGAACAACUCACCGCUGUUCUCCAAAAAAUAGUGCAGGUCCACAAGGGACGCUACCCCAACUUUCAGAUGCAUUUCCUGGAGUUCAAUCAUCACGAAGUGUUGAAAAAGUGGCUGGACAGUGGGAGAGAAGCGUGGGAAAUGAUGGACGCCAUUGACUCUUUUCACACUAGCCAGGACUUCCAGGCCUUCAGUGCUGAGCACAUCUGGAACCAGACGCUGGCCAGUUUCCCACAGGCACUGGGGCCAGUCAACCCACACAACGAUAGGAUAGUCCAGUUGUUUGGUCAGCAAGGUGGACAUUAGCAGUGGACAUUAGCCGUGGACAUGAGGAGUGGACAUGAGCAGUGGACAUUAGCCGUGGACAUGAGGAGUGGACAUGAGCAGUGGACAUGAGCAGUGGA